UUUACAAUAUCGACUUUGGCCAGAACCUUACACAGACCUGAGAAAGACAGAGUGGACGGACAGCGGACAGGAUUAGCAGCAGUGCCUGAGAUGGACCCUUCUCUGAGGCAUGAUAAAUGUGAACAGGCCAACAGCACCAAACAUCUGAGCAAGCAGAUCCUUGCCAUUAUUGCUGUUGGUUCCAUUAUUCUUGUCGGGCAGUAUUCCCUAUGGCCAACAUUACAACCUUCCUAUCCAAUUCCAGUUAACUUCCAGAUGCAGGAGGCAAAGGUCAUCAGUUGGACAAAUUGGUCAGAUUCUACCACACUGAAACCCAUCAAGACUACAAUCAUUCUGCUGUGGUAUUGGCCCUUUGGCGAAUCGGGCAGUGUAUCUGGCAAUCAUUGCAAUGAUAAAUAUGGCAUUCCCAACUGUCAUUUAGUGACCGAUCAGUCCUGGUUCCCCAAAGCAGACCUGGUUGUCUUCCACAACCGUGAGUUGGUCAAUGGACAGCGUAGGUUACCCCUGAAUCUGCCUCGGCCAAAAACCCAGAAAUGGGUUUGGCUAUCCUUGGAGAGUCCACCGCACAAUGGAAAUAUGAGGCCCCUCGCCGGUCACUUCAACUACACCAUGUGUUAUCGCCGGGACUCAGACAUUUACGCGCCGUAUGGCUGGCUUGUGCCAAGCAAAGCUCCUAUUGGCACAACUGUUGAUGACUUCAUACCAAAGGGCAAAACUGGUCUGGCCUGUUGGAUCGUGAGCAACUACCAGGCUAGACAUUUGAGGACACAAGUGUACAACAAGCUGAAAAAUGUCAUCCCGGUGGAUGUGUAUGGAGGAGCAAGAAAUAAACGUAUCUCUGCUGAUACUGUCCUACCCACAAUAUCUCGUUACUAUUUCUACCUCUCCUUUGAGAACAGCGUUGCUACAGACUACAUCACGGAGAAAGUUUGGUCAAACGCUUUUAAGGGUGGUGCCAUACCAGUGGUUUUAGGCCCGCCACGGGAACAAUACGAGGCAGUCUUGCCAAAGAACUCCUUCAUCCAUGUGAAUGACUUCAGCACAGUAGAGGAACUGGGCCACUUCAUGAAGACACUGGCUGCAGAUAAAGAGCGCUACGCCACCUACUUCGCCUGGCGUCUGAACUAUACCGUUGGUGGUCUUACAGGAUGGGCGGAGAGACUGUGCAAUGUCUGCCCAAUUCUUAGCAGUUUGCCUACAUCAAAGAUAUAUAAGGACUUACAUGGCUGGGAUUGGCAAUGAAAGCUGGAGGAAAAAUGUGUAAAAAAGUGCUACUGGUAGCCUAUGCAAUCUCACUUGACUUUAAGGCACUUUUAGACAUAUUGGCACCUUCUGUGUUCUUUUAAAGAGUGUUUGUUCAAUAACCACUCAGGUAUACAUAGUAGCCAAUACUGCUCUUUGAAAUAGGGGAAAUUGGCACAAAUUCAGUCAAUUAUUACUUUAGUAUUAUUAGGCUACUAUAUUGUCCUUGAGAUGUCAAUUAAAGUUACCCACAAGCCCUUAACCCGGUUAAGACAAAUUGAGACAUGGCAAACAGAUGGCUUUUUAAUGACAGCACUUCCAGGGAAGUUGAAAAUAAUCAAAUUGGCUUUUAAAAAUCAGGUAAACAUUACUAGCUUAGUCUAGCUGCCACUUCACAUAGCUCACAAGUUAGCUGGCUAGAGAUUUCCCCUCUUCACAAUCUAUCUUACAGUUUUUUUACGAUCGUUUACACACUAAAUUAAAAACUUCCACACAAUUUGCAAAAUUCUACUCCAAGGAGCAAAACACCUUCACAGAUUUGCACAGCAUUACACACAAUGUCUGCUUCACCCUUUUUGCAAAACAUUACACACAGUGAUUUGUAAAACUCGUGUGUUUGUGUACGUGAGAGAGAAAGAGAGAGAGAGAGAGAGAGAGAGAGAGAUGUCACAGGCUGAAUUGGCUCUUCUAGAUCCUGAGCCGGGUUCCCCUGUCCUGCUACCUGUCACCCUGCGCUGGGCGUGCGCCACGCCCACUGCACCCACUCCCUGGCUCUCCUGUGAGCUCUGCUGUUGGCACACCUGUGGCUGAUAAGUGAAUCAGCUACACAGGAAAUUUGAGGAAAUCAAAUUGAGGAGAAUUUUACUCUAUGCCAGAUAACAUGUGGUCCAUCUCUGAAAAGAGUAAAAGUUACUCUUUUGAUAGAGCUGUUUUUCCAGAGUCAAUUUUCUUCAAUUCAGUAAUUUUAUUUUGUUCUUUUUAGUGAUAUUUUUUUAAAAUAUCUUAAAGUGCCCAUAUUAUGCAAAAAUCACUUUUUCUGGGAUUUGGGGUGUUAUUGUGUUUCUGGUGCUUCCACGUUCAUACAAACUUGGAAGAAAAACCAUCCAUGCUGUUUUGAGUGAGAUACAGGUUUCAGAAUUGCUCCCGCCUUCAGCCUCUGGAUCGAGAAGGAAUUCUGCAGGAUGAAGCUGAAGCUAUUGCAGUCCACAUUCCUGGGCAAGUUGGAUGAGGUUGAACACACACCCAAGCUGUUGAGCCUGUACAGGAGGAAGGGUGGAGCCAUUGGGAAGAAACUUGACGAGACCCUUGACAUGUUAA
Messenger RNA from Alosa alosa (allis shad), 2559 nucleotides. RefSeq names its product alpha-(1,3)-fucosyltransferase 7-like. The transcript has 3 exons. The coding region runs from base 91 to 1242 and encodes 383 amino acids. Gene Ontology annotation, molecular function: alpha-(1->3)-fucosyltransferase activity. The record is from RefSeq and is a predicted model, not a curated record. Lineage: Eukaryota; Metazoa; Chordata; Actinopteri; Clupeiformes; Clupeidae. Gene Ontology annotation, cellular component: membrane.